AUGACAACCCCCUUAGUUGCCAGUUGCGAUACCGCUGUUACUAAAAAUGCUCAACAUGGUAGAGCAAUAUAUCAAAACAAAUUAUCAUCACCCGUAAAAAUAGUAGCACCAAUGGUCGACCAAUCUGAAUUAGCAUGGCGUAUACUAAGCAGAAAAUACGGUGCAGAAUUAUGUUAUACACCAAUGUUUCAUGCCAGAUUAUUUGCCACUAGUGAAAAAUAUAGAAAGGACAUGUGGUGCGAUGGACUAGACGGGAAUCCAAAAUAUGGAGACAGACCAUUAAUUGUACAAUUUUGUGGGAAUGAUCCGGAAAUGAUUUGUAAAGCUGCGGAGUUUGUUAAGGGUAAAUGUGAUGGGAUUGAUUUAAAUUUGGGAUGUCCACAGAAUAUAGCCAAAAAGGGACAUUAUGGUUCCUUUUUGAUGGAAGAGUGGGAUCUAAUUUCUAAAAUAAUUAAAAAAAUGAGUGAAAAGUUUGGUGGUACCAAUGAAACUAGUAAUCCGGAUGGAUUUCUUGUGAGUUGUAAAAUAAGAGUGUUUCCUGAAUAUGAGAAAAGUUUAGAAUAUGCCAAGAUGUGUGUUGAUAGCGGUGCACAAUGGAUUUGCAUUCAUGGUAGAUUACGAGAACAAAGGGGUCAAAAAACUGGGAUGGCAGAUUGGGAUAAGAUUAAAUAUUUAAGGGAAAACUUAACAAAGAAUAAAGAUCAAGUGGUUUUCAGUAAUGGGAAUAUUUUAUAUCCAGAAGAUAUUAAGAAAUGCCUAGAGUACACUGGAUGCGAUGGUGUGAUGAGUGCUGAGGGGAACUUAUAUAACCCAGGUAUUUUCAAUAGCGCAACAAAUAACAAUUUUGAUAAUAAGGACAAAAUUUUCCCCCGUGUUGACAUUAUACUAAGAGAAUAUUUUGAAAUUGUCAAAAAAAUGGGGCCAGAAAGUAAAGCUAGUAGAAAUGCAAUGAAAUCUCAUUUUUUCAAAAUAUUGAGGCCGUUUUUGCCACAACAUACAGAUAUCAGGUCUGAAUUGAGUAAAAUGAACGGAAACAUGCCAAUGGAAGACUGGGAAUGCAAAAUUGUAAAACCUAUUGAGGAUAUAGUUCAAAAUAAAAUAUUUAGUGGUAGCAAUAGCAAUAGUUUAGAUAUAAUUGCUGUUAACAAGGAGAAUCCCAGAUAUUUAAAUAUACCAUAUUGGAGAUGUCAACCAUAUUUUAGACCUGUUAAUGGUGUAACCGGAGAUAAGCGAUUGAUGAGUGCUAGUAUCAAAGAAAAGAAGGAAUGUUCUUUAAAGAAAAGAUCACAUGAAGAGGAAACGGAGAAGGGAAGAGAUAAUAAUGGUACUGCCAUUGGAGAAAACUCCGAUUCCGCUGGUGAUACGAAGGAUAAAAAAUUACGUACUUAA
This is a messenger RNA of Saccharomycodes ludwigii, 1389 nucleotides long. It is a transcript of the gene DUS1, whose product is annotated as tRNA dihydrouridine synthase. Lineage: Eukaryota; Fungi; Ascomycota; Saccharomycetes; Saccharomycodales; Saccharomycodaceae. The transcript has a single exon. Gene Ontology annotation, molecular function: tRNA dihydrouridine synthase activity; flavin adenine dinucleotide binding. Gene Ontology annotation, biological process: tRNA processing. The coding region runs from base 1 to 1389 and encodes 462 amino acids. The record is from RefSeq and is a predicted model, not a curated record.